AUGCAGCCAUCGGAGAUCUUCGUCGGCUCGAUUGACCAGGGUACAACUAGCACCCGGUUCCACAUCUUCAAUCGAGAUGGAGAACCCGUGGCGUCGCACCAGGUGGAGUUUUCCCAGAUCUAUCCCAAUCCAGGGUGGCACGAACAUGAUCCUCUUGAACUCGUCACCUCGGUAGAGACCUGCAUCGAACAGGCUGUACACUCAUUCGAAGCCCACGGCUGCAACCGCGCCAGCAUCAAAUGCGUUGGAAUCACUAAUCAGCGCGAAACAACCGUGGUCUGGGACCACGAGACCGGCGAACCCCUCCACAAUGCCAUUGUAUGGACUGACACGCGUUCACAAGCAAUCGUGACCGAGCUGAAACAACGAGCCGGCGCAUCACAGCUCCAGGGAAUAUGUGGCCUGCCACUAUCAACCUACUCAUCUGCCACGAAGCUACUAUGGAUGCUAGCUCACGUACCCAGAGUGAAAGAAGCAUUCGACCGCGGUACGUUGGCGUUUGGAACGGUCGACUCGUGGCUUGUCUAUCGUUUGAAUGGUGGCGUGGGUGCCAACGUUUAUGUCUCGGAUUCGACAAACGCGUCGCGCACAAUGUUCGUCAAUUUGGAGUCGUUGCAGUAUGAUGAUACGUUGCUGGAUUUCUUCGGGAUCAAAGGAAAGAUUCAUUUGCCGAAGAUUGUCCCUUCGUCGGAUGUUCAUUCUUAUGGUGCUAUUGCAUCGGGUGUUUUGAAGGACGUGCCAAUUAUGGGAUGUCUUGGAGAUCAGUCUUCUGCGUUGGUUGGGCAGAAAGGGUUCUUGCCCGGUAUGGCGAAGAACACAUAUGGCACGGGGUGUUUUCUGCUUUAUAACGUUGGUGACAAGCCUGUUUUCUCCAAACACGGUCUUCUGGCCACUGUUGCGUACAAUUUUGGUGGGAAAGCUGUGUAUGCUUUGGAGGGAAGCAUUGCUGUCGCGGGGUCGGGAAUCAAGUUCCUGCAGAAUAACUUGACGUUCUUUCAGGAGUCAAAGGAUGUCAAUGACUUGGCUCUCUCGGUGGAUGAUAAUGGUGGCUGUUUUUUUGUGACGGCUUUCAGCGGUUUGUUUGCACCCUACUGGAUUGAUAAUGCCAAGGGCACCAUUUUCGGAAUUACUCAAUACACUCAAAAGGGCCACAUCGCACGAGCAACCCUGGAGGCGACCUGUUUCCAAACCAAAGCGAUCCUACACGCGAUGGAAAAGGAUAGCGGGAAAGCACUCUCCGAGUUGGCCGUUGAUGGAGGAAUGAGCAAUUCAGACUUGGCCAUGCAGACACAGGCCGAUCUAAUUUCAAUACCCGUCUACCGCCCAAAAAUGCGCGAAACUACAGCUCUAGGUGCCGCAAUCGCAGCCGGUCUGGCGUGCGGCAUAUGGAACAGCUUUGCCGAACUAAGAGAUAUCAAUCGUGCCGGCGGCACCGUAUUCGAGCCGGGUAUCUCUCGUGAAGAGAGUGCAAACAAAUUUGGGGAAUGGGAAAAAGCCGUACGGAUGUCCAGAGGAUGGGUUGAAGGGAACGACAUCCAUGACUCGGCCAGCUCCAUUCAAGCACAAGCAAACGGAACACCCAAGAUCUCAGUGGGAAGCCGCCAUGUUUAUGUUUCCAAGACUACCAAGCCAGCUCUUUCAUCGUCGAUAUCGGAUACCCCGACGGCGAGUGGAGUCAGUGAAACACCCAUGAUGAAGACGCGGAUAUUGAAUGGCGAAGAAUUCUCAUCGGUGAAGGCCCCGCUGGUUAGUAUCUCUGGAGAUCUAGAUGAUGCUGAUGAGGAAGAUUUAUUCAUGGAGCUUAGGAAGUUGGAGAUCUUGCAGAAGUUGAAGAAGUUGCGGAAACUGAAGUCCAGCUAUUACUAG
Penicillium atrosanguineum is the source of this 1866-nucleotide messenger RNA. Its product is annotated as glycerol kinase. Bases 1 to 1866 code for a protein of 621 amino acids. Gene Ontology annotation, biological process: triglyceride metabolic process; glycerol metabolic process; glycerol-3-phosphate biosynthetic process. The record is from RefSeq and is a predicted model, not a curated record. Lineage: Eukaryota; Fungi; Ascomycota; Eurotiomycetes; Eurotiales; Aspergillaceae. Gene Ontology annotation, molecular function: glycerol kinase activity. The transcript is spliced from 4 exons. Gene Ontology annotation, cellular component: mitochondrion.